Molecule: messenger RNA, 507 nt
Organism: Cryptomeria japonica (Japanese cedar)
Lineage: Eukaryota; Viridiplantae; Streptophyta; Pinopsida; Cupressales; Cupressaceae
Exons: 1
Coding region: 1-507 (168 amino acids)
Source: RefSeq, a predicted model, not a curated record
AUGAUAUUAAUCAGACAAAGGUUUAAGGAGGCAUCAGAUAGACAGAAGAGCUAUGCAGAUAGGAACGGGACUUUCAGACAAUUUUUAGUAGGAGACAAAGUGUUUUUGAGGGUCAAACCUCAUAAAAGUUCCAUAUCAUUUAGAAAAUCAUCAAAGCUUGCUCUGAUAUUUGUGGGUCUGUUUGAUGUGUUGGAAGUGAUCAACCCAGUAGCAUACAAACUUGCCUUACCUCCUUCUCCUUCCCAUAUCCAUGAUGUGUUCCAUGUGUCUUUUCUUAAGUCGUAUCAUCCUGAUGCUUCUCAUAUACUUGAUUGGCAUGCCUUACAGGUUCAAGAUCUGGGAGUGGUGCUGGUGGAGCCCAUCCAAAUUCUAGAUCAAUGCAACGUUAAGUUGCAUAAUAGAGAUAUUGCUCAGUACAGGGUCCAAUGGGACCAAUAUUCUGUGGAUAGUGCCACAUGGGAAAAUGCUAAGGAGAUAGAUCGUGCUUUUCCUCAUUUGAGGACUUAA